AUGACAUCUCCAUCAAUCCAAAAAGACAUUUGUAAUUGUUUUGCACAAGAAGUAUUAAAGAAGAUAUUUGAAGAGCUUGGUGAUGAUAUCUUUUCCAUAUUAGUUGAUGAAUCGAGAGACAUAUCUAAAAAAGAACAAAUGGCUGUGGUCUUAAGAUAUGUUGAUAAAUUAGGAUUUGUGAAGGAGCGAUUUAUAGGUCUUGUUCAUGUCACGGAAACAACCGCAUUAUCUCUUAAAUCUUCAAUCGAUGAAUUAUUUGCUCGCUAUAGUUUGAGUUUAGGUAGCAUUAGAGGCCAAGGAUAUGAUGGUGCAAGCAACAUGUCUGGUGAGUUUAAUGGUUUAAAGGCUUUACUUUUGCAAGAAAAGUCUUCAGCAUAUUUUGUUCACUAUUUUGCUCAUCAACUUCAACUUGUUGUUGUGGCUCUUGCAAUCAAACAUCUUGAAAUUUGUAAGUCUCUUAAAGAAGUGUCAGAUUUAACAAAUGUUGUUGGUGCAUCUUGCAAACGAAUAGAUUUGAUAAGAGAAAGUCAAAGAGAGAGACUGAAAUUGAAUCCAGAAGUUGAAACCGAACGAGGAAAGAAUCAAGAACUAUCAUUUGCAAGAGCAGGAGAUACACGUUGGAGUUCUCAUGAAAAAAAAAACACUUCUUCAAAGGAUCAAGAUAUAUUGAAUGCGGUUGGGAUGGUUAAAUCAAUUAAAGAAGAAUUACAAAGGUAUAGGCUUGAAGGUUUUGACUCACUUUUGAAAGAUGUCACUUCCUUUUGUGGCAAGUAUGAGAUUGAAAUGGUGAACAUUGAAGACGGGUAUGUUGACCCGAAACAUCAGAGAAGGAAAACUAACAUCACCAAUCGUCAUCACUAUGAGGUUAAUAAUUUCAACACGAUUCUCGAUAUGUAA
Messenger RNA from Helianthus annuus (common sunflower), 897 nucleotides. Its product is annotated as zinc finger MYM-type protein 1-like. NCBI's taxonomy places the organism in Eukaryota, Viridiplantae, Streptophyta, Magnoliopsida, Asterales, Asteraceae. The transcript is spliced from 2 exons. Bases 1 to 897 code for a protein of 298 amino acids. The record is from RefSeq and is a predicted model, not a curated record.